AAGAAACGUGCCCUGUUUAAGUGGUAGCAAAAGUUUAUAAGACCGAGGGACACGCACGACGCGCUUUUAGUUUCGCCCGGGACAUUAGAACCGACGUUCGCCACGUGGAAUAACCCGUCCAACAGAGGAUCCGAAAUCAUGUUCAGAUUACUGAUCCCGUGCCUGAUAUGGCUGUCGAGCGUCCGCUCGGAGACGGGCGUGAGCAUGCACAUGCCGGAGGGCAUGAUGGAGGACAAAGCGGCGAUGAAAAGGGAGUCGUACUACAACCCGUGCCCUCCGACGUACGCGCACCCGAUCUCGUACUCGCCGCCGCCGCAGAUUUACGUGAAACCGUACGUGCAGCAGGCCCCGUUACAGUACAUCCCGAAACCGAGCAUCACCUACGUGAAACCGUCUCCGCCCCCCGUGAUCGUGCCGCCCGUCGUCAAGGCAGCCCCGGUAAUCGUGAAACCGAUCGCCCAGCCGAAAGUGGUUUACCCGAUCUACCAGAAACCUAUGAUAUCGUACGCGCCCAUCUACCAGAAGCCUAUCUACUACGCGCCCAUGUACCAGAAGCUCAUGUACCAGGCGCCCAAGGUUUACCUGAAGAAAUACGAAUUGCCGGCGAUCACCCAAGUGAUCACCCAGAAACCGCACGUCUCCUAUCCGAUCCAGUAUCACGAGCCGAAGGUGGUCCAAGUGCCCGCGCCCCAGAUCAAUUACGUCAAGCUCGCCCAACCGAUCGUCCAUUCCCCGCCUGUCUACCAAUCGGCCGUAAAACCCUACUGCCCCUAAGGAUACGAGGAUAUUUGUCGAAGGACGAAUGUUCGAACGAGAUCGGUUGAAUUCGAAUCGCAGCGAUCGAAGAUUCGAUCGUACUUUUUAUUUUUACUUUUUUUUUUGUUUGUUUAGUUAUUUAGUCUCGAAGAGGAGGGGGGAAAACCGGCAGAAGUUUCCUCCCUCCCUCUUCCCCUCCGUCGAGAACUUCUCGAAGCGGCAGCCUUAAAGCCGUGACGCCACCGACGUUCGUACUCGAGCGAUAAUUUAGCGAAAUCGCGCCACGCAAAUUAUACAAUAAAGAAACGAAGGAACUGUCUGAAA
Molecule: messenger RNA, 1080 nt
Organism: Apis cerana (Asiatic honeybee)
Lineage: Eukaryota; Metazoa; Arthropoda; Insecta; Hymenoptera; Apidae
Source: RefSeq, a predicted model, not a curated record